Symbiodinium natans is the source of this 1167-nucleotide messenger RNA. The record is from the annotation of a GenBank genome assembly. Lineage: Eukaryota; Dinophyceae; Suessiales; Symbiodiniaceae.
AUGGACGCAGCGACUGUCGCGCACGUGCUGGCCAAGAGCCUUCCGGAGUUCGCAGAGCCACCGGCAGAGGAACUGCAAGUGACUCCGAGUCACGACACAGAGUGGCAUCAGGUGUACUUUGUUAGCAACGGACGCAGCAAAGUUGUGGUCAGUGUACCGUCAUGGUCCGGUACGGAGCUCCUCAGCAAAACGCUUGCAGAAACAGCUUUGGCCGGCUUGGGUCCAAACCAUAUCGCCACUUUGAACCACGACGGUCAUGUUCUUUUGGUGAACGAGUUCUUGGAAGAUGGCACGUUGCAAUCCGACGACUUGAACGCAGACAUCCUGGAACAACUCGGGUCGUUGUACGCGCGGCUACACAAGGUCAACACGUCAUGGUUCGAGCCUGUGCGUGAGAAACUAGUGCAAGAGGGGGUUUUCACCAGCAGUGAAAGUGACUGGGCAUUUUGCCUGUGGGUGCUUCCGCGUUUCCUGCGAAUCCUAUGUGUUAGCCAUGCAGCCCUAGCAUCUACCGGACGACUCCUGACUUGCAAGCUUCAAGGCAUGGUGCCUGAGUCGAACAAGCAAGAGUUGGCAGCGGAAGGCGUGAACUGGGACUUUCUUGCUUCCGAACUCAAGUCUUUGCCUACGUGUCCGGAGCUCCCAAGUGGGGGAUUGACAUCCCGCAGCGUUUGCGUUCAUGGGGACGCUCAUUUGGGCAACAUCAUGUGGCACCAGGGCAAGCUGCGAUUGAUAGACUUCGACAUGACUUCACUCGGACCUGCGGGUGCCGACCUCGCAUACAUCGUCUUGAUGCUGUUUCGCUGUGGCUUCAGUCCAGAUGCAAUCCUCGAUGUUGACUCGCAGCGCCGGUUUGCUCGCUCCUACUUGGAAGAGUCGGGGUCGCCAUCCACAGGCGAAGAUAUCGAUGCUUUCUUGUUGGACAUGCAUUGCUGGGCAUAUGUUGGCCUGCUGCAGAUGGGGCUGCUCUGUGCGGUUCUGAUGCACAAUGAGGGGAAUCCAGCGAAACGAGCCCUCAUGAAAGAAAGAGGGCCCGUGCUGCUGCAUCCUGCAUUUCUCUCUAAAGCCAAAGAAAUCAUGCGCUCAGCCGCAGCAGAUAAAGGCGUGGCUGACCAAUUGCUGUCCAAAGGUUUGUUUUUCGCUACCGAGUCAGUGUGGCGCUCAUAA